This is a messenger RNA of Dendrobium catenatum, 2587 nucleotides long. Its product is annotated as auxin efflux carrier component 4. The transcript has 6 exons. Gene Ontology annotation, cellular component: endoplasmic reticulum; plasma membrane. The record is from RefSeq and is a predicted model, not a curated record. Gene Ontology annotation, biological process: auxin polar transport; auxin export across the plasma membrane. Bases 380 to 2263 code for a protein of 627 amino acids. Lineage: Eukaryota; Viridiplantae; Streptophyta; Magnoliopsida; Asparagales; Orchidaceae. Gene Ontology annotation, molecular function: auxin efflux transmembrane transporter activity.
UUCGAACCAAACUCAACGGGCACUAGGUGGUAUUGUGUGAUUGAUUCACUUAAUCGACCGCCCACAUUAACUUUAGCUAUUUUAGUUAAGAAAUUGAAGACUGAGACCAGCAGCCCAUUUGAUAGCCCAACAGAUCGGCAGCGCCCGAGCGUUCGCAGCUUAUCUACGCCUAUAUAUAAAUUUGGUAGCAGGAGGCAAAUGCAUAGAAAUUCCCCCGUCCCCUUCCAGCAUCAGCCACAAAGGAAAUUAAUUUAUAUAUUCGCCGACCCUCAAAUUUCCCAUCUGGAACCACCACUUCCACCGCCUGACACUGCCCGACUCCAAUUCCCUUUAAAUUAACCUGCAUGCCACUAUUGCCGCCGACAAAUUCACAGGCGAAAUGAUCACCUUGAGAGACCUUUACUCCGUCCUCACAGCCGUAGUGCCACUCUACGUCGCAAUGAUCCUCGCUUACGGCUCUGUCCGGUGGUGGCGUAUAUUUUCGCCGGAGCAGUGCUCCGGCAUCAACCGCUUUGUCGCCAUCUUCGCAGUUCCACUCCUCUCCUUUCACUUCAUCUCCACCAACGACCCCUACGCCAUGAACUUCCGAUUCGUCGCCGCCGAUACUCUUCAAAAGGUGAUCGUUCUCGCCGCACUCGCCGUUUGGGCUCGGCUCGCUAGUCGUGGCUGCCUCGAUUGGUCCAUCACCCUAUUCUCCCUCUCUACGCUCCCCAACACACUGGUCAUGGGAAUUCCUCUCCUCAUCGCUAUGUAUGGACCAUACUCUGGAUCACUCAUGGUCCAGAUUGUCGUUCUCCAGUGCAUCAUCUGGUAUACCAUCAUGCUUUUCCUGUUCGAGUACCGCGCCGCUCGGAUUCUUAUUGCCGACCAGUUCCCUGACACUGCAGCAUCGAUUGUCUCGUUCCGGGUGGACUCAGACGUCACCUCUCUCGACGGCGGACGGGAUUUGCUCCAGGCAGAAGCUGAGGUGGGAGGUGAUGGCAAGAUCCAUGUAACUGUGAGAAAAUCCACAUCGUCUAGGCGAUCCAUCUCGCUGAUGACGCCCCGGCCGUCGAAUCUCACGGGUGCGGAGAUCUAUUCGCUCAGCUCGUCGAGGAAUCCAACCCCAAGGGGAUCCAACUUCAACCACUCUGAUUUCUUCGCCAUGUGCGGUGGAGCACCGCAACCGCCGCUCCGGCACUCAAAUUUUGGCCCGGGAGAUCUCUGCUCUAUGCAAUCAUCCAGCGGACCGACUCCUCGGCAGUCCAACUUCGACGAACACCACCACCAUCAACAGGGUGGCUCGCCCAAAUUCGGGCAUUACCCGGCGCCGAACCCUGAAAUAGCAGCUGGAUCCUCCGCCGUCUCGAAGAAAUUGCCAGCUACGACAACUGCGCCAACACAUCGCGCGGCGAACCACGACGCAAAGGAGCUUCACAUGUUCGUGUGGAGCUCGAGCGCGUCUCCGAUGUCGGAGGUUAGUGGACUCCCUGUGUUUGGCGGAGCGGACUUCACUGCCGCGGAUGGCCGAUCGGAUCUCGGCGCGAAGGAGAUUCGCAUGAUCGUUCCAGCCGAUCUUCCAUCCAACGACGGGAACAAAGGAGCUGCGAUUCCGGGAGACGACGAGUUCUGCUUCGGUGGCGGGAGGAGCCUAGAAGAAGGCGACGCGGGGAAGGGGGAUGGGGGGCAGGACGGGCUGUCGAAGCUGGGAUCGAACUCGACAUUGGAGCUUCACCCAAAGGGUGUUGCCGGCGUCGGCCGAGGGAAGGAGUCGCGGAUGCCGCCGGCGAGCGUGAUGAGCCGUCUCAUUCUCAUCAUGGUGUGGCGCAAGCUUAUCCGCAACCCCAACACAUACUCCAGCCUUAUCGGCCUAAUCUGGUCCCUCGUAGCCUUCCGGUGGGACGUCCACAUGCCUAGAAUUAUUGAGAAGUCCAUAUCGAUACUGUCCGACGCCGGACUUGGAAUGGCCAUGUUCAGCUUAGGUUUGUUUAUGGCUCUUCAGCCGAAGAUCAUCGCGUGCGGAAAUGCUGUGGCGGCCUUCGCGAUGGCUGUCCGAUUCCUCACGGGCCCAGCGGUGAUGGCGGCCGCCUCUAUCGCCGUCGGCCUCCGCGGCGAUCUCCUCCGCGUUGCCAUCGUCCAGGCGGCCCUACCGCAAGGCAUCGUCCCAUUCGUGUUCGCCAAGGAAUACAACGUCCAUCCAACUAUCUUGAGCACAGCGGUUAUUUUUGGAAUGCUGAUUGCUCUGCCCAUCACGCUGGUGUAUUACAUCAUCCUUGGAUUAUGACGGCGGUGUUUUGCCGGGACGAAGAGGGGAUGAAGAUAUGGAGUCUUCGAUAGCGACGUGUAAACCUGCAACUCCUGAGCUAUGGGGACGGUCCAUCCCAGCAGGAGCUGUAAGAGAUGUUUUUGAAGCGCUUAAAGGAUUUGACAAGAAGCGGAGUAAGCUAGGGGUCCAGUGAGAGGGAUAAGAACGACGCUUUAAACUUUUGUGCAAUUUUUGCUUUCUUUUGGUAUAUUUUUCGACUUGUCAUAUACCUCGCAUAAAUGAACCUCUCGUUUGGCUUUGGUUGAAAGGAAGAACAAAUCCUGAGUUUAAUUUUUUCCCUUA